GUGUUCAAGCGUGUGCUGCGGCAGUACGCGGCGCGCCUCAGCGCCCGCCUGCCCCGCGCUGCCCAGCCCACCACAGGGGGCGAGUGGCAGGUGAAGAUGACGGAGAAGGACGAGCGCGUGGUGUGCUACACUUGUCAUCAACACAGCCGAGUACUGCCACGAGACG
Molecule: messenger RNA, 166 nt
Organism: Closterium sp. Yama58-4
Lineage: Eukaryota; Viridiplantae; Streptophyta; Zygnematophyceae; Desmidiales; Closteriaceae
Source: the annotation of a GenBank genome assembly